This is a messenger RNA of Marmota flaviventris (yellow-bellied marmot), 6659 nucleotides long. RefSeq names its product tankyrase (gene Tnks). Gene Ontology annotation, molecular function: protein binding; NAD+ poly-ADP-ribosyltransferase activity. Lineage: Eukaryota; Metazoa; Chordata; Mammalia; Rodentia; Sciuridae. The record is from RefSeq and is a predicted model, not a curated record.
CUCCUUCUCUUUGACUCCGCCCACAGAGUCUAGAAUCAUUUCCUGUGUGCCGGAUGCUGAUUGGCCCAGAAGUCGGAAGUGAGGGCGGGUGGUGGGGCCGUUGCCGCAGUGACAGUGCUGGGGGAGUCCGAAGAUGGCGGCGUCGCGUCGCUCUCAGCAUCAUCACCACCAUCAUCAACAACAGCUCCAGCCCGCCCCAGGGGCUUCGGCGCCGCCGCCGCCACCUCCCCCACCUCUCAGUCCCGGCCUGGCUCCGGGGACCACCCCAGCCUCCCCCACAGCCGGUGGUCUGGCCCCCUUCGCCUCCCCGCGGCACGGCCUAGCACUGCCGGAGGGGGAUGGCAGUCGGGAUCCGCCCGACAGGCCCAGAUCCCCGGACCCGGUUGAGAGUACCAGCUGUUGCAAUACCACCAGCACAAUUUGUACCGUCGCCGCAACUACCGUGGUCCCGGCGGCUUCUGCAUCAUCUGCCGUCGGGGUCGCUCCCAACCCAGCCGGCGGUGGCAGUAACAAUUCUCCGUCGUCCUCUUCUUCCCCGACGUCUUCCUCAUCUUCCUCUCCAUCCUCCCCUGGAUCAAGCUUGGCUGAGAGCCCCGACGCGUCCGGAGUUAGUUCCACUGCAGCUUUGGGGCCUGGGGCAGCGGCAGCUGGGACAGGGGUCCCAGCAGUGAGCGGGGCCCUACGGGAACUACUGGAGGCCUGUCGCAAUGGGGACGUGUCCCGGGUAAAGAGGCUGGUGGACGCGGCAAACGUAAAUGCAAAGGACAUGGCCGGCCGGAAGUCUUCUCCCCUGCACUUCGCUGCAGGUUUUGGAAGGAAGGAUGUUGUGGAACACUUACUACAGAUGGGUGCUAAUGUACAUGCUCGUGAUGAUGGAGGUCUCAUUCCACUUCAUAAUGCCUGUUCUUUUGGCCAUGCUGAGGUUGUGAGUCUGUUGCUAUGCCAAGGAGCUGAUCCAAAUGCCAGGGAUAACUGGAACUAUACACCUCUGCAUGAAGCUGCUAUUAAAGGGAAAAUUGAUGUCUGUAUUGUGCUGCUGCAGCACGGAGCUGAUCCAAACAUUCGGAACACUGAUGGGAAAUCAGCUUUGGACCUGGCAGAUCCUUCAGCAAAAGCUGUCCUUACAGGUGAAUACAAGAAAGACGAACUCCUAGAAGCUGCUAGGAGUGGUAAUGAAGAAAAACUAAUGGCUUUACUGACUCCUCUAAAUGUGAAUUGCCAUGCAAGUGAUGGGCGUAAGUCCACUCCUUUACAUCUAGCAGCAGGCUACAACAGAGUUCGUAUAGUUCAACUUCUUCUUCAGCAUGGUGCUGAUGUUCACGCAAAAGACAAAGGUGGACUUGUGCCUCUUCAUAAUGCAUGUUCAUAUGGACACUAUGAAGUCACAGAACUACUACUAAAGCAUGGAGCUUGUGUUAAUGCAAUGGAUCUCUGGCAGUUUACUCCACUACAUGAGGCUGCUUCCAAGAAUCGUGUAGAAGUCUGUUCUUUGUUACUGAGCCAUGGUGCUGAUCCUACUUUAGUCAACUGUCAUGGGAAAAGUGCUGUGGAUAUGGCUCCAACUCCUGAACUUCGGGAGAGACUGACUUAUGAAUUUAAAGGUCAUUCUUUACUACAAGCAGCCAGAGAAGCAGACCUAGCCAAAGUAAAAAAAACACUCGCUUUGGAAAUCAUUAAUUUCAAACAACCGCAGUCUCAUGAAACAGCACUGCAUUGUGCUGUGGCCUCCUUGCAUCCCAAACGAAAACAAGUGACAGAAUUAUUACUUAGAAAAGGAGCAAAUGUCAAUGAAAAAAAUAAAGAUUUCAUGACUCCCCUGCAUGUUGCAGCCGAAAGAGCCCAUAAUGAUGUCAUGGAAGUUCUGCAUAAGCAUGGAGCAAAGAUGAAUGCACUGGAUACCCUGGGUCAGACUGCUUUGCAUAGAGCUGCCCUAGCUGGUCACCUGCAAACCUGCCGCCUUCUGCUGAGUUAUGGUUCUGAUCCCUCCAUCAUCUCCUUACAAGGCUUUACAGCGGCACAAAUGGGAAAUGAAGCAGUGCAGCAGAUUCUAAGUGAGAGUACACCUAUACGCACUUCUGAUGUUGAUUAUCGGCUCUUAGAGGCAUCAAAAGCUGGUGACUUGGAAACUGUGAAGCAACUUUGCAGCCCUCAAAAUGUGAAUUGCAGAGAUCUAGAAGGUCGCCAUUCUACACCCUUACACUUUGCAGCAGGCUAUAAUCGUGUGUCUGUUGUGGAGUACCUUCUACACCAUGGUGCCGAUGUCCAUGCCAAAGACAAAGGCGGCUUGGUGCCCCUUCAUAAUGCCUGUUCCUAUGGACACUAUGAGGUAGCUGAGCUUUUAGUGAGGCAUGGAGCUUCUGUCAAUGUGGCGGACUUAUGGAAAUUUACCCCUCUACAUGAAGCAGCAGCUAAAGGAAAAUAUGAAAUCUGCAAGCUCCUUUUAAAACAUGGAGCAGAUCCAACUAAAAAGAACAGAGAUGGAAACACACCUCUCGAUUUAGUAAAAGAAGGAGACACAGAUAUUCAGGACUUACUGAGAGGGGAUGCUGCCUUGUUGGAUGCUGCCAAGAAGGGCUGCCUGGCAAGAGUGCAGAAGCUGUGUACCCCAGAGAAUAUCAACUGUAGAGACACUCAGGGCAGAAAUUCAACUCCUCUGCACUUGGCAGCAGGCUACAAUAACCUGGAAGUAGCUGAAUAUCUUUUAGAGCAUGGAGCAGAUGUUAAUGCCCAAGACAAAGGUGGUUUAAUUCCUCUUCACAAUGCAGCAUCUUAUGGGCAUGUUGACAUAGCAGCAUUACUGAUAAAAUAUAACACAUGUGUAAAUGCAACAGAUAAAUGGGCAUUUACUCCUCUCCAUGAAGCAGCCCAGAAAGGAAGGACACAGUUAUGUGCCCUACUCCUAGCACAUGGCGCAGAUCCAACUAUGAAGAACCAAGAAGGUCAGACACCUUUAGAUCUGGCAACAGCUGAUGAUAUCAGAGCUUUGCUGAUAGAUGCCAUGCCCCCUGAGGCCUUACCUACCUGUUUUAAGCCUCAAGCAACUGUAGUGAGUGCCUCUCUGAUCUCACCAGCAUCCACCCCUUCCUGCCUCUCUGCUGCUAGUAGCAUAGAUAACCUCACUGGCCCUUUAGCAGAGUUGGCAGUAGGAGGAGCCUCCAAUGCAGGGGAUGGUGCAGCUGGUACAGAAAGGAAGGAGGGAGAAGUUGCAGGUCUUGACAUGAAUAUCAGCCAGUUCCUAAAAAGCCUUGGCCUUGAACACCUUCGGGAUAUCUUUGAAACAGAACAGAUUACAUUAGAUGUUUUGGCUGAUAUGGGUCAUGAAGAAUUGAAAGAAAUAGGCAUCAAUGCAUAUGGACACCGCCACAAAUUAAUCAAAGGAGUAGAAAGACUUUUAGGUGGACAGCAAGGAACCAAUCCUUAUUUGACUUUUCACUGUGUAAAUCAGGGAACUAUUUUGCUAGAUCUUGCUCCAGAAGAUAAAGAAUAUCAGUCAGUAGAAGAAGAGAUGCAGAGUACCAUUCGAGAACACAGAGAUGGUGGCAAUGCUGGUGGCAUUUUCAACAGAUACAAUGUCAUUCGAAUUCAGAAGGUUGUCAACAAGAAAUUGAGGGAACGAUUCUGUCACAGACAAAAAGAAGUAUCUGAAGAGAAUCACAACCAUCACAAUGAGCGCAUGUUAUUUCAUGGUUCUCCAUUCAUUAAUGCCAUUAUUCAUAAAGGCUUUGAUGAGCGUCAUGCAUAUAUAGGAGGAAUGUUUGGAGCUGGGAUUUAUUUUGCUGAAAACUCCUCAAAAAGCAACCAGUAUGUUUAUGGGAUUGGAGGAGGAACAGGCUGCCCCACACACAAAGACAGGUCAUGUUAUAUAUGUCAUAGACAAAUGCUUUUCUGUAGAGUGACCCUUGGAAAAUCCUUUCUGCAAUUCAGCACCAUGAAGAUGGCCCAUGCCCCUCCAGGUCAUCACUCAGUUAUUGGGAGACCAAGUGUCAAUGGGCUGGCAUAUGCUGAGUAUGUUAUAUACAGAGGAGAACAGGCAUACCCAGAGUAUCUUAUCACCUACCAGAUCAUGAAGCCAGAAGCUCCUUCACAGACCUCAACAGCCGCAGAGCAGAAGACCUAGUGAAUGCCCACUGAAAAGAAAUCUAGGUACUUCUCCAUUUUCAUAUCAAACCAGAACUUGGAGGCCUCAUGCACUCUCCUCAGAAGAUUCUAACCGAAUGACAGCAUGGAACCCAGAGUUUAAUUCUAUGCAAAAUUACAACAGUACAACCAAGAUUCUUAUUUUCCUUUUCAUUCUUGGAACUUAGAAUUCCUAGCUUUUCAAGCAGCAUAAGUAGAAUAAACAAUACCAAUGUCUUCAUGAAACGGCAUCCUUGUGCAUCAUUGAGCUUGAUGUUAGCCAUGUCCCCUUGCUCUCAAAAUAGCAAAGUACAUUAGAAUAUACAGAGAAAUGCCUGAAUGUGACAAGCAAAAAAAGUAAUAUAGAUUAACAUUCUAUCACAGAUAUUAUACAAAAAAAUAAAAUUUUGGUUAACACUAGAAAACAACAUAAGAAUGCAAGAAGUUGUCUAGGUUUUUCUCUAUUGCAGUAUAUUUCCCUAUUGCACGAAGGAUUAUUGGAUAUUGCUCCCCCCACCCUUUUCAAACAUGUGCACUGUCUGGAUUCCUAUAAAUGGCCUUGCAAACAGAAAUGGUGUAUUUUUAAUCACUUUUCCCCAGUGUGUUCACAUCCCGUUAGUGUGAUAGCUAUGAUAACAGCCUUCUUACUGUGUUUUCUGUCAGCCUAAUUAUCUUGUGUAGAGUUUUAGACUUUAGUCAUUCAGCUUAUAUUCAAAACCAACAUUAAAAUAGGGUUUUACAUGUCAGAAAUUUAUUUAAAGGCUGAAAUUAAUUUUGUUUGAUGUCAAAUCAAUGACAAAAAAAUGAAAGUAAUGUUUGAGCUAUCAUUUGACACAUCUAGCAUAUGACAACGUAAUGCAUUCAAAAAAAUACCAUCCUAAAAAGUGAGGUUUCUUCAAGCAACUCAUGCAUUCUGCAUUUAAUAGACAAGUAAAUAUUUCUAAAUAAGAAAGCCUUAACUGUGGCAGAAACUUUUUAACCUUUUAUAUUCUAAUAAAUGUUGAAAAGUGUACAUGAGUCAGGCAUAUCUCCAUGUAUUUCAUAUCUGUUAAGCUUAUUUCACAAGGGUCUAUUUCAUAAGUAAUACUCCCUCACCUACAGUGGGGCUGACAUAAUAGUCCAUUCCAAUGUGUCCGCAUCUGAAAUUCAUCAGCUACCAGACCUUACAGUUUGGAGAAAUGCUAGAAAGACUUCAUUUAAAGCCUGUUAAGUUGAUAUAUAAUAACUUAAUAUCUUGAAGAAUUUGAAUGAUAUGAAGUUGUUUUUUAAUCAUUUUAAAAUAUAAACUAUGUUGUAUUACACUGAAAACCUUUCAGAGGCUGAAAAUUUUAUAUAUUCUGUAAGACCCAAUAUUGUUAUGCUGUGACCAGCUUUAGUCUUCUGCCUAGAGUUUGGCCUCCUAUGAAAUGACACACUGGAGAAGAUGCAUUUUGACUCUUCAUUCUUUCUCUUUUCACAUUGCCACAUCUACCUACCACCAUCCUUUCAAAGAGUUUUCUUUAUCUGUAUACUCAUUUCCAUAUACAGCAACGAAUGCCCUUGGUUGAUUCAGAGCUUUGCAGAGAACUGCAGUUAAACAUUGUAGUGGGAUGUAACCCACACACCCUCUCACCUCUCCACCUCACACCCUCUCACCUCUCCCAAAGUUCUGGAUGAAAAACUAGAAAACACCUCAGUGAAGUUAAGUAGUAGCCUAGAUCCAGAAAAUGACCUUGACCAUAUAACCAUUGUGUUCAUUACAUAGAACACUUAAUGUGCAUAUGAUACCUGCUUCUGCUCCCAUUGGUUUAAGCUUAUCUUUGUGGUAGUAAUAUUUGUCUUUGUCACCUACAAAACUGAAAAGGUACUUUGAUCAACAAGGUUUCUCAAAAACAUUUACAAAACCAGCUUGGAGGAAAUUAGAGUGUUUCCUGGCAGCAGCAUUUGGAGUAGUAAUUGUAUUUCUCAUUGUGAUGUUUGUCUGUGUAAGUAACCAAUGUAGUGACCCUUUGGUUUGUUAUUGGUGUUGUUUUUAUUUUUAGUCUGUGACCCACCAGUGGCAGGUGGUUCCAACCCCUGCUUCUUUCUUUUUACAUUUGUCUAUUUGUAGGAUUGCCAGAUAAAACUCAAGAUGCCCAGUUAAAUUUGAAUUUCAGACAAUUUUUUAGCUUAAGUACAUUUCAUGCAAAAUUUGGCAUACCCUUAUCAUUAAAAAAAAAAAGAGAACUAUUCAAUGUUUAUGUGAAAUUCAAAUUUAAUUGAACACCUGGAUUUUGUCUUUUUCUAAAUCUGGCAAUUCUACUGAAUUAGUCAUGGAAAACCACUUACAGCAUGUAAAUUCUUCUAGUCUUCAUUAUCGUUUGCCUGGAAUAGAAGACCUUUUUUCUCUCACCCUCUAUUUAUUUCCAAAAGAGGGCAUCAAGGAACUUUACCUGCCUCCAUGGUAGGUUUCUAUUUAAAACACAUUUGUGAUCAUAUUUAACCUGUAAUUGUGCUUUGGCUUAACGUCUAACUUACAGUACUUGUAAUUGAUUAAUAUUCAAUAAAAACAUUUGUAAAGUAUA